AUGUUGGUGCCAUUUUUAUGCAUGCGUGCUAAAUGCUCCAACAUCUGCACACUUCUCAGUCCAUGCAGAAUUAAUGUAGAGAACUCUUCAUAUAUCACUUCUUUAUGUUAUCUCCACAUUCAGUAGCAGCAAACAAGAAUAAUUUAGCUUCACAAAGGAAAUGUCAUUCUAUUCUAAAAGUUUCAUGAGGUUAUGUCUUUUAAUCUGCAUCGUUCUUAUCUUGUCAAAGCCUGCAGUUUCUUCUAAUAUCAUCAAGUCUUUGCCUGGGUUUCCUGGUACCCUUCCUUUUAAAUUUGAAACUGGAUACAUUGGUGUUGGUAAGCAUGAAGUGGCGCAAUUGUUUUAUUACUUUGUUGAAUCAGAGAGAAAUCCAACAGAGGAUCCUCUGUUACUCUGGAUGACUGGUGGCAACGGUUGCUCUGGCUUGUGCGGACUUUGGUUUGAAAUAGGCCCACUGAAGUUUAAUAUGGUGAAGUAUAAUGGAACCAUGCCAUCAUUUUCUCUCAAUCCACACUCAUGGACAAAGGUUUCUAGUAUAAUCUUUAUUGAUGCGCCGGUUGGCGCCGGAUUCUCAUAUUCAAAAACCUUACAAGGGUCCAAGACAACAGACAAAAUACAUGCCCAACACUGUCACAGUUUCAUGAGAAAGUGGUUGGCGCGUCAUCCGAAAUUUAUUGAUAAUCCAGUCUACAUUGCUGGUGACUCAUAUUCUGGCUUAACACUUCCAAUUGUUGUCAAAUAUGUUAUAGAUGAAAACGAAGCUGGAGAAAAACCAAAGAUAAAUAUAAAGGGAUAUGUACUUGGGAACCCAGUCACAGAUCUAACAUCAGAUUGGAAUUCAAGGAUUCCAUUUGCUCAUCACAUGGCUCUUAUUUCUGAUGAACUCUACAAGUCGGCAAAACUUUCAUGCAGAGGGAAGUAUGUGAAGGUGAAGAAAAGCAAUGUACCAUGUCAGAAGGUUCUCCAAUCUAUCUCAGAGAGAAUCAGUAAAAUAAAUUUGCAACAUAUCUUAGAGCCUCUUUGUCCAGGUGACUUCAAAUUUCAAGAACAAGUAGAUGAUCGGAGGGUUCUUCAAGAAAAAUCCAGGGAGUUGUUGCUUUCUCCACUGCCAAUCUUCAAAUUUGGAUGUAGGGGUUAUGAGAAUCUCUUGUUGCAUGUAUGGGCCAAUGAUGUUCAUGUUCAAAAGGCCCUUCAAGUCCGCAAGGACACUGUGAAAGCUUGGAAAAGAUGUAACGACAGCAUAAUUUACACAAAUGAUGUCCAAAGUUCUGUUGCCUAUCACCAGUAUCUCAGAAUCAAACAUUUCCGGGCUCUUAUAUACAGCGGUGACCAUGACAUGGUGGUUCCAUACUUGGGAACUCUUGGGUGGAUCAAUUCUCUGAACUCUACCAUUGUGGAAGAUUGGAGACCUUGGGAAGUCAACGAUCAAGUUGCAGGGUAUAUACAAGAGUACUCCAACUAUAUCAGUUUUGCUACCGUGAAGGGCGCUGGUCACGUAGCGCCAGAGUACAAGAGAAAAGAAUGUUUUGAAAUGUUCAAGAGGUGGAUCUCUCAUGAGCCUUUGUGAUUCAUGGAUCCUUAUAUUGUACUCCAAAUGCAGACACAUAUCCUUUCUAAAUAGACAUCAAAUUUGUAUUUUGUUUGGAGAGGGAUGCACUUAUUGUUGCUAGAGGAACUUUUGUGUGAUACACCAAUAAUGCAUGGCUUUCUUGUUUAUAUAGGCCAAUGAUAAUGUUGGCUAAUGUCAUGAUCGGUUACCACCCUCUAAGGGUGUGUUUUGCUGCUGCAGCUGAGAACGGAUGUUCUGUUAUUGGCAUGAGGGGGUAUACUUGAGAG
Messenger RNA from Lotus japonicus, 1836 nucleotides. Its product is annotated as serine carboxypeptidase-like 1. The record is from RefSeq and is a predicted model, not a curated record. Gene Ontology annotation, biological process: proteolysis; secondary metabolic process. Gene Ontology annotation, molecular function: serine-type carboxypeptidase activity; acyltransferase activity, transferring groups other than amino-acyl groups. NCBI's taxonomy places the organism in Eukaryota, Viridiplantae, Streptophyta, Magnoliopsida, Fabales, Fabaceae. The transcript has 13 exons. Bases 161 to 1567 code for a protein of 468 amino acids.